This is a messenger RNA of Metopolophium dirhodum (rose-grain aphid), 3606 nucleotides long. RefSeq lists its product as uncharacterized. Lineage: Eukaryota; Metazoa; Arthropoda; Insecta; Hemiptera; Aphididae. Gene Ontology annotation, biological process: DNA repair; telomere maintenance. The transcript is spliced from 9 exons. Gene Ontology annotation, molecular function: DNA helicase activity. The record is from RefSeq and is a predicted model, not a curated record. Bases 1 to 3606 code for a protein of 1201 amino acids.
AUGCCACGACCAAAACGACAAAAUAUUGGCCGACGAUCACGGAAUUAUGUCGCCCAACAAUAUCAUAGGAGAUCUCAAAGUGAAGAGGCACAAUUACAACGAAAUGUUGUUCAACAAGUACGAAACGCACGUCGAAAUACAUCUGCAGGUCCGUCAACAAAUCCAGCAUCAAGACGAACGUCAAGAAUUUCGCAUCGUGCUCAAGCCAUGGAAUUUGCUGCAUUUCAUUACAGCAGUGAAAUGGAUUACAGUGAACAUGGUCUUAUUGGUGGAAUGACGGUGAGAUGUCUACAUUGUGCUGCAGCCAAAUUUCCAGGUGAAACGGCUGGCAUGUGUUGUACUAAUGGCAAAGUGAAAUUGCCAGCAUUUGAAUCUCCACCUGAUCCACUGCACUCAUUAAUUUUUGGAACAUCAACAACGUCCAAGCAUUUUUUGUCCCACAUUCAAGAAUAUAAUACGCCAUUUCAAAUGACUUCUUUUGGUGCGACGAAAGUUAUAAGAGACAGUUUUAUGCCGACGUUCAAGAUUCAAGGCCAGAUUUAUCAUAGAGCUGGUUCAUUAUUGCCAUUCCCUGACACUGAACCUCAAUUUUUGCAAAUCUAUUUUGUUGGGAACAGCAAUGAUGAAUUGAAUCGGCGUUGUGCAAUUGCUCCAAGUGCAAGGCGUCAAAUUAUUUUGGACCUGCAAAUUUUUUUCCAUCAACACAAUGGAUUAGUUCAAUUGUUCAAAACCGCUCUUGAUCUUAUGCCAUCCGAUUAUCAUAGGAUAGUAAUAAGAGCCGACAAAACGCCUUUUGGAGAGCAUGCAAGACGCUUCAAUGCACCAACCAUUGAUGAAGUGGCCAUUGUAAUUGUUGGAGAGCAGUUUCUAUCUCGCGAUUUUGUGCUACACCGAAGAAAUGAGCAAUUGCAGUGUGUAUCAGAGCUUCAUCGCAGCUAUGAUGCAUUACAGUAUCCAUUAUUGCACUGGAAAGGUGACGACGGCUAUUAUAUCAAUAUACCAAUGAUAGAUCCACGAACCGGUCGUGACAUACCAGGCAAGACGGUUAGUGCGAUGAACUAUUACUCAUACAGAUUCAUGGUUCGUCCACAAGAAGACAACUUCAUUUUAAGGUGUGGCAAACUAUUCCAUCAAUAUGCUGUGGACAUGUAUGCGAAGAUUGAAUCAGAACGUCUCAAUUACCUUAGAUUCAAUCAAGCGCAAUUGCGAUCGGAAGACAUCAUAUCAGCUGAAAUUCCAGAUGAAAUUACUGAUCCUGAAUUAUUUGAAGUUGUCAAGAAAAAUAUGAUUCAUGGUCCUUGCGGUGCACUCAAUUUGAAUUAUCCAUGCAUGAUCGAUGGAAAAUGUUCAAAACGGUACCCAAGAGCAUUGACUUCUGACACGAUAACAGGUGAUGAUGGAUAUCCGUUGUACCGACGUCGGUCUACGGAAGAUAAUGGCCAUACGGUAACUAUUAGAAUACAAAAUCAAAACAUCGAAGUUGAUAAUCGUUGGGUAGUUCCAUACUCACCACUACUGUCGAAAAUAUUUAAGGCACACAUUAACGUUGAGUAUUGCAAUUCGGUCAAAUCGAUCAAAUACAUUUGCAAGUAUGUCAACAAAGGCAGUGAUAUGGCUGUUUUCGGAGUAGCUGCUGACAAUAGUCAUGAUGAAAUUGCUCAAUAUCAAAUAGGACGCUACAUCAGCACUAAUGAGGCUCUUUGGAGAAUUUAUUCAUAUCCGAUGCAUGAACGGUUUCCUGCUGUUGUUCAUUUGGCAGUUCAUCUUAAAAAUGGCCAAAGUGUGUAUUUUACCAAUGAAAAUGUUCAAGAGAGAGUGGCACGUCCACCAGCAACAACAUUAACCACAUUUUUUCAAUUGUGCGCAAGUGAUGAAUUUGCCAGAACUUUGCUGUAUUCAGAUGUAACGCAUUAUUACACUUGGACUGCACAAAAAACAUGGCAACGGCGUAAACAGGGAACAGCAGUUGAUGGCCAUCCAGGUCUUUUCUAUGCAGAAACUAUGGGAAGACUAUACACAGUUCAUCCAAAUAUGGUUGAAUGUUAUUAUUUGCGGCUAUUGUUAGUGAAUGUUGUGGGGCCGCGUUCAUUUGAAGAUUUGCGAACAGUUAAUGGUCAUUUAUGUGGUACGUAUCGUGAAGCGUGUGAGCAUUUGGGUUUACUGGAAAAUGAUGCACAUUGGGAUUUAUCACUUCAAGAUGCAUCGAUCGCUUCAUUUCCACAUCAAAUACGUAUGCUGUAUGCCAUAAUAAUAUCAACAUGUUUCCCAUCGAAUCCGAUUGAAUUGUGGAAUAAAUAUCGAGAUUUUAUGACAGAAGACUUUUUGAUUCGAAUGCGCCAUCAUACAGGAAACCCUGAUUUGAUCAUAACAUUGGAAAUGUAUAAUGAGGCAUUAAUAGCGAUUGAAGAUAUGUGCCUUACGAUCGCCAAUAAAGCAUUGGGACAAUUAGGUAUGAUUUCACCCAAUCGUCCAAUGCAUGAUUUUUUCGAUCGAGAAUUGCGACGAGAACAUCAUUAUGAUAUCAAUGAAUUGCAAACAUUUGUGAAUUUAAAUGUUCCCAAAUUAAAUGAUCAUCAAAAAAAUGUAUACGAUACCAUCAUGCAAGCAGUACAAAAUGAAGCCGGUGGAUUGUACUUUUUGGAUGCGCCCGGUGGUACGGCGCAAGGGAAAAUUGCAUUGGCACUUGCUUCGUCUGGAAUAGCUGCUACUCUGUUGGAUGGAGGACGAACAGCACACUCUGCAUUAAAAUUACCGUUAAAUGUGCAGGUGAUUGAGAAUCCCACGUGCAAUAUAUCAAGAAAUUCUGCGAUGGCAAAAGUUUUACAGCAAACAGCAAUUAUUUUAUUGGAUGAAUGUACGAUGACGCACAAAAAAUCACUUGAAGCAAUACACCGCACAAUGCAAGAUCUGCGUGGCAAUCAAAACAUUUUUGGUGGUGCAUUGAUAUUAUUGUCAGGAGAUUUUAGGCAAACACUACCCUUGCAGAAUGAUCAAUCUGCAGAUCGGUUUUCGAAGCAAUUGUUGGAAAUCGGAAAUGGCAAAGUUCAAAUCGAUAACACAAACGGUUUAAUUAGUUUGCCAAACAAUUUUUGUACAAUUCUCCAAUCAAAAGAAGAAUUGAUUGAACGAGUGUUUCCAAAUAUUAUCCAAAAUCACAGGAAUCACAAUUGGUUGAAAAAAUUGCCUGGUGCAGUAAUAUCAUACAAAUCUAUUGAUAGCGCAUUGAAUGAAGAAGAUGCAGUCAACUAUCCAGUUGAAUUAUUGAAUUCGUUGGAACCACCCGGUAUACCGCCGCAUUUCUUGAAAUUGAAGGUCGGCUCAUCAAUUAUUUUACUACGGAAUUUGAAUGCACCAAAACUGUGCAACGGCACAAGAUUAUCUGUAAAAAGAUUGAUGCCGAAUUUAAUCGAAGCCACAAUAUUGACUGGCAAAGCGAAAGGGGAAUUUGUACUCAUCCCACGUAUUCUUCUGAUACCAACAGACACGCCAUUUGAAUUCAAACGAUUGCAAUUCCCCGUGCGCCUAUCAUUCGCCAUGUCCAUCAAUAAGGCACAAGGACAAACGCUCCAAAAUGUGGCAUCUCUUAAGUUAUCUAUGUAUACAUAA